ACGUAUUAUUCCACAACAUUGUGUCAUUUACUAUACAACUAAAAUUCUACGUGCAGUGUAUUGAUUCAUUUCAUGAUUUAUUAGGUAGGUUAGAAGACGCAGAUAUGCAAAAUCAAUAGCAUAACUCAAAUAGUCAUGAGCAAAAUAGUUACGGUGUUCAUAAUAGUUUACAUCGUUAGCGUCGCCAUAUUUCUGGGCAAGGUCAAAGACGUUAUUACCGUCUCAAUUGCGAAUGAUGGUGUAAAAGCACUUUAUAACAAAAGCUAUUUCAACGGGAAAACUACUGAGGGAAGAAAUACGAAAAUGUUACCAAUCGGCGAAAAUUAUGCUCAUAUUCUCAUAUUUCUUCAGAUAUCCGACAUCCAUCUCAGCAUGUUUCAAGACCCAGGUAGGAUUUUGGCUUUUCGUGAAUUUUGCAACACGACUAUCGAUACAAUAAAACCUGUGGUUGUCAUCGCCUCUGGUGACCUUACCGAUGGCAAAUAUGAAGAUGGAAUGAGGACAAAGGAGUUUGAGGAAGAAUGGAUAAUUUACAAUCAAACGCUUCAUGAGAAUGGAGUGCUUAACAAAACGUUGUGGUUGGACAUGAAAGGAAAUCACGAUAACUUCAAUGUUCACAAGCACGAGUCCGGGUUGUAUGGAAAAUAUUCGGUUCAAGGGCAACGCCAAAAUGGCUCAUACUUGCACACUGUCGUCCCUUAUAGUGAGAAAAAAUGGUCAAAUCCUUCUGAAAAAUAUUCGUUCAUUGCUGUGAACGCAGGCUUAAGACCGGGACCCAAAGCACCCUGGAACUUUUACGGAAAAGUCAGUGAGCAAGAGUUUGUUCGGCUGGAAGAGUUUGAAAAAAUUGGGAGAGCAAGCAAUGGAACGAUAUGGUUUGGUCACUAUCCAACGUCUUUCAUCAUAACCAAGACCAAUCAAAAUAUCCGAAAUUUGAUGAGUCAAGCUGCUGCAUAUUUGUGUGGACAUUUACACACGGCUUAUGGGAUGGCGGAACACAUGUACACUGUCCAGCACAGUGGCUUAUUAGAAUUGGAAUUGGCUGAUUUUAAAAUAAGUCGCAGGUUUCGUGUGUGUGUCUUUGAUCAUGGAGUAUUUACAUUCACCGACGUAGAACAUAAUGUUUGGCCUAUAAUACUUGUUACCAAUCCAAAAAAUGUACUAUUUAAUAACCCUGCAGACUUGGAUGUUGCAAAGAAAUCUACUCACAUUAGGAUUUUGGUGUUUUCUCCGGCGAAAAUUCAAUCUGUCACAGUACAAAUAGACGAUGGGGAAAGGUCCGAAUGCAGGCAUAUAAAUGGACCGCUAUAUGUUUUGAAAUGGAAUCCAAGUAUAUACUUGGAAGGAAUGCACGAAAUAACGAUUUCAGCAUCGGAUGAAACAGGGAGAAAGUUUGUAACAUCGCAUUUCUUUGCGUUUGAUGACAGCUCAAUGUCAUUCAGUUUCUUGGGUCGGUUAGCAUUAAUGAUAAACGCCGUAUCCCUGCCGUAUGGUCUUUACUUUGCUGCCUCCAUUGCUACAGUGUUACCUUUAAUUGGAUUGAGAAUUCUGCAUAAAUUAGUAAAAUGCCACUACAUAUCGCUUCGAGGCAUCACGUCCGGUCUUGGAGAAUGUGGCACCGCUAUUUUGAGAGGAUUUUGGGUCACAGCUACAGUGAACAAGCUAUUCAUUCCACUAGUCAUUUUGCCCAUGUACUUGACCUUGGGACCCUGGUCUUUUGAUUACCUAUUGGAUGGAAGUAGAGGAGUCGCCUUUGCAUGGGGAACUUUUGUCGAAGAAACGUUUCUUCCUGCCGCAUUCAGUUAUGUGUUUGACGGCUGUGUGCAGAUUUUCUGGUUCCACAUUCCUUUCGUGUGCAUCCUCUCCGUUUGUGUGGACAAACGGUUUAGACUUCUUUGUUGGAAAGAACCCAACUUAUCACCAUUCUGGAACAAUGUGCCUCUUAUUAUUCUAGUUGUUGGUCAAGUACUCAUUGCUUCUGCUGUUGCGACCUGCACGGGACAACACAUACUAUUUCUGGGAUAUUUACAAAAAUAUUCCCUAGUCUAUGGGGCGCUAUUAUGGUUCUUUUCUGCUAGAUUGCAACGAAUCCAUUUUCGCGAUGCGGAAGCUGUGUGGAUUUCUCCUUGCAGGGGAAGAUUUAUUCCACAAGAUCAACUUUUUCCCUCUUAUUCACAAGAAACUAAUGACCAUGAAUCAUAAUUUCAAUUAAUGUGUAAUGUAAACGUACAAAUUACAAUGUAAACUGACUGACAGUGUGAUAAUAUCAUUUUUAUGGGAAGACGAUGUAAAAAAUGACAUCAAGAAUUACUGUGUGAAUAUUUUAUUGAUAAUUGGCUAUAAUUUUAUACCGGUUAAUAUGUAUAGCAGAUUGCAACGUUUUAAUAACUCCAUUAGUUGAUAGUUGAUAGUGAUAGUAUUACAUUUUACAAUGGUUUGGUUAAAAUAAAACACAAAUUUAUCACGAGCAAUACCAA
This is a messenger RNA of Folsomia candida, 2477 nucleotides long. Its product is annotated as transmembrane protein 62. Gene Ontology annotation, molecular function: hydrolase activity. Bases 136 to 2202 code for a protein of 688 amino acids. Lineage: Eukaryota; Metazoa; Arthropoda; Collembola; Entomobryomorpha; Isotomidae. The record is from RefSeq and is a predicted model, not a curated record. The transcript is spliced from 10 exons.